AUGCAGGAAGCUGUAAGCCAAAUUAAAAAUAUGUGUUUAGACGAUGUAACAGGAGAAUAUGUUUCAAAAACAGAACUAAAAAAACGGAUAAAACGAAGAGAAAAAGAAGCAAAACGGGAUGCAAAAACAGUGCAAGAAGUUUCAUCAGAAUGUACACGAACAAAUGUUUCUAAAAUUAGUGAAGAUUUAACACCAAAUCAAUAUUUUGAAUUACGUUCACGAGCUAUCAAUGCACUACGGGAAUCUAAAGAUCCAAAUCCAUAUCCUCAUAAAUUUUAUGUUAAUAUUGAGCUAUCGGAAUUCAUUAAAACCUAUAGUUCUUUGAAACGUGGAGAAGUUAAUAGAGAUGUUGUUGUCCAUGUUUCAGGAAGGAUCAAAAAUAAACGAGAAUCAGGCUCAAAACUGCGUUUUUAUGAUCUUUAUUCUGAUGGAGUAAAAAUUCAGAUUAUGGCACAAGCACAAGAUUGUGACAAAGAUUAUUUAAAAAUGCAUGAGCAUAUUCAAAGAGGCGAUAUUGUAGGUGUGAUUGGGUAUCCAGGACGUACAACACCUAAAGGCAAAGGAAAAGACGAAGGAGAAGGUGGAGAAUUAAGCGUAUUUUGCAAAGAAAUUAUCCUUCUUAGCCCUUGUCUUCGUAUGCUACCAAUGGAACGCCAUGGUUUAACGAAUCAAGAAACAAGAUAUCGACAAAGAUAUCUUGAUCUUAUUGUUAAUAAAAGCACACGUGAUAAAUUUAUCUUAAGAUCUAAAGUGAUUCAACAUGUUAGAGGAUUUUUAGAUUCACUUGGUUUUCUAGAGGUAGUUGAGACUCCUAUGAUGAAUUUAAUUGCAGGUGGAGCAAGUGCUAAACCUUUUAUUACUCAUCAUAAUGAACUUGAUCUUAAUCUUUAUUUAAGAGUCGCUCCAGAGUUAUAUUUAAAAAUGUUAGUUGUUGGUGGAUUGAAUCGAGUAUAUGAAAUUGGGAAGCAAUUUAGAAAUGAAGGCAUUGAUCUUACACAUAAUCCUGAGUUUACAAGUUGUGAAUUUUAUUGUGCUUACGCUGAUAUGUAUGAUUUAAUGGACAUGACUGAAGAAAUGUUGUCAAGUAUGGUUUAUAAAUUAACAGGUGGCUACAAAAUCAACUAUCAUCCUAAUGGUCCUGAAGGAGAGGAACUUUGCAUUGAUCUCUCAAGGCCAUGGAAUCGGAUAGAAAUUAUUCCGUGUCUUGAAGAGAAACUUAACGUUGUUUUUCCCCCUGGUGAUCAAUUGCAUACAGAAGAAACUAAUAAAUUUCUUAAAGAUUUAUGUGAAAAAAAUAAUAUUGAAUGUCCUCCACCUACAACUAAUUCUAGAUUACUCGAUAAGCUUAUUGGCGAAUUUUUGGAGCCUCUGUGUCUUAGUCCAACAUUCUUAAUAGGUCAUCCUCAAGUUAUGUCUCCUUUAGCAAAGUACCAUAGAUCUAAACCAGGGUUAUGCGAAAGAUUUGAAGUUUUUAUGGCCUAUAAAGAGAUUGUAAAUGCUUAUACUGAAUUGAAUGAUCCUGUUGAACAACGUAUGAGAUUUGAAGAACAAGCUAGACAAAAAGAUCAGGGAGAUGAUGAAGUUCAAAUGAUUGAUGAAAAUUUUUGCACCGCAUUAGAGUAUGGUUUACCACCUACUGGAGGAUGGGGAAUGGGCAUAGACCGAUUAGUAAUGUUUCUGACGGAUUCAAGCAACAUUAAAGAAGUCUUGUUGUUCCCUACCAUGAAACCAGAUACCGUGGAAAACUAA
Messenger RNA from Pneumocystis jirovecii RU7, 1749 nucleotides. Its product is annotated as lysine-tRNA ligase. Gene Ontology annotation, biological process: lysyl-tRNA aminoacylation. The coding region runs from base 1 to 1749 and encodes 582 amino acids. The record is from RefSeq and is a predicted model, not a curated record. Gene Ontology annotation, cellular component: cytosol; cytoplasm. NCBI's taxonomy places the organism in Eukaryota, Fungi, Ascomycota, Pneumocystomycetes, Pneumocystales, Pneumocystaceae. Gene Ontology annotation, molecular function: ATP binding; tRNA binding; lysine-tRNA ligase activity. The transcript is spliced from 12 exons.